Molecule: messenger RNA, 1228 nt
Organism: Gordionus sp. m RMFG-2023
Lineage: Eukaryota; Metazoa; Nematomorpha; Gordioida; Chordodea; Parachordodidae
Product: mannose-1-phosphate guanyltransferase beta-like
Exons: 7
Coding region: 22-1122 (366 amino acids)
Biological process (GO): GDP-mannose biosynthetic process
Cellular component (GO): cytoplasm
Molecular function (GO): GTP binding; mannose-1-phosphate guanylyltransferase (GTP) activity
Source: RefSeq, a predicted model, not a curated record
CAUUCAUUCCACGUUUUUAUAAUGAAAGCUUUAAUUUUGGUAGGCGGGUAUGGAACCAGGCUUAGACCACUUACUUUAACUAAACCUAAAUCAUUAAUAGAAUUUUGUAAUAAACCAAUAGUAGUUCAUCAGAUUGAAGCCUUAGUUGAUGCUGGUGUAAAUCAUAUUAUUCUGGCUGUCUGUUAUCAAGCUGAUCAAUUGGAAGAUGAACUUAAAAUUUAUGAAAAAAAACUUGGAAUUAAAAUAUCAAUUUCAAGUGAAAUCAAAGAACCUUUAGGAACUGCUGGUGCUAUUGCUCAAGCCAAAAAAUUUUUAUUACCUGCUCCUAAUUGCAAUAAACCAUUUUUUGUAUUAAAUAGUGAUAUUAUUUGUAAUUUCCCAUUUAAAGAAAUGAUUGUCUUUCAUGAAAAUCAUGGUAAGGAAGGCACAUUAGUGGUGACAAAAGUGGACGAACCUUCUAAAUAUGGUGUAGUUGUCUAUUCAGCUGAAAAGGGUGGUGAAGUUGAAAGGUUUACAGAAAAACCAAAGAUUUUUGUUUCCAACAAAAUAAACGCGGGACUAUAUAUUCUAUCCCCAUCUUUCCUAUCACGAAUUAAACCCAUCAAAACCUCUAUUGAGAAGGAUGUUUUUCCUUACAUGGCUGAUGAAGGACAACUAUUUGCCUUGGAUUUAAAGGGUUAUUGGAUGGAUGUAGGUCAACCAAAGGAUUUCUUGACUGGAAUGUGCAUGUACAUGGACUUUAUAGUUAAGAAACAAAACAAAGGCAUUAAUGAUGUCAAAAACGGUAUCAUCGCACCCGUUAUAAUAGAUGAAACUGCGGACAUAGGUAAUGAUUGUAUCAUAGGCCCCAACGUUGUCAUUGGAAAAAAUUGCAGAAUUGAGGAAGGUGUAAGAUUAAAAAAUACGAUAUUGAUGCCAGGUGCCAAAAUCGGGCAACAUUCUUGGUUGGAUCACUGCAUUAUUGGCUGGAAUUCAGAUAUCGGCAAAUGGGUAAGAAUUGAAAAUGUUUCUGUACUGGGCGAAAACGUUGAGAUAAAAGACGAAAUUUACGUUAAUGGGGGUAAGAUCUUACCUCACAAAGCUAUCUCCACAUCUAUUCGAGAGCCUCAAAUUGUUUUGUAAAAAAAUCACUUCAUCGAACUAAAUAAUUUUAUAAAAUAACGAUAUCGAUACACUUAAUUCUGAUAUUUGGUAUAUGCAUUUUAUUUAAAUUAUAUAGAAUUUUAUU